CCGCCAAAAUGUCUUCCCCUUCCAAAUCGCCCGCCCCUCCCCCGCUGGUCGGGAACCUCGGGGUCCACGUCCGAGAGGGCCGCGAUGAGCAAGAGCUGGACCCGACUUCCACCCGAUACCAAAUCGUCGAGGCAAUCGUCCACCUCGCCCUUACUCUGCUCGAAACUCGGGAGGGUAGGCGAAGCUUGACCGAGGUCGCCACGGCCAUUAUCCAAGAACGUAAGGCGUACGCCGCAGCCGGAAGGAGGCGCCCUCAGGGACACAUCUACGAGGACAGCUUGGCCAACAUGCCCAUCUGGAUUGACACAUUCCUCCGACGCAUGAGGAGAAAUUUCCCUCCCGUUCUUAUCGGACGCACCGACGGCGAGGCUUCGGCUGCAAAGCGCGACUGGGGAACCGACAUGAAUGCGUACCAGGCCGGGCAUGAUGCGGGAGUCCUCUGGGUGAAGGAUUCCAUCAUCAGCAACAUGGUGUACGUGCGCCAGCAGCCCCGGGAUAUUGCCGGCGACAGUUACAUUCUGUACAAGUUCCAGAUGGUUAUCAGCGUUGCCCAUGAGAUCGUGCACUUCCUCACAGGUUUCCUCACCGGCACCAUGAGGCCACAUACCCCCCCACGAGUCACUGCGAAGCCAUACGGCAACCCAUACGGCGACACCACACGAAGCGGCGAGGCCGGUAGGUACUGGGAGCACGACUUUCUUGGCGGUUUCCUCGAGAUGUGGUCUCUCCCCGACGACCCGCUUGACGUCCGACAGCCAGGCGUACCGUUCCUAUUCCUCUCCGGGAAAUUGGGGGAGGCCACGGGACGGGAGAUAUCCAUGGCGUAUAUCGACGAGUUUCUGAACAAACGCAAAGUUCUCCUUUCCUAUCCGCACGUCCACUCGAACGCGGCCCAUCACGAGGAACCAACUGCGGCGGUUGGGACGCCUGGAAACCAGCGUGCUGCGCGGCGGUCCGGCGUUCCGUGCGGCUGGUCGGGUGGACUCGCCGGAACCCGGAGCAGCUCGUGAAGGUUCCGAGCCCAGAUUCCGUCGCAUCAUCACGGAUUCAGUGUCAGGGUACAGUGGUUCUGGGUACGGUGGUUCUGGGUACAGCGGUUCCGGGUACAGUGGCUCCGGGUACAGUGGCUCUGGUAGUGGCGGAGGAAAUGGAUAUCGCCGGCCCUCCUAUCGUUGACAUGCGGU
Messenger RNA from Chaetomium fimeti, 1184 nucleotides. RefSeq lists its product as uncharacterized. The record is from RefSeq and is a predicted model, not a curated record. Lineage: Eukaryota; Fungi; Ascomycota; Sordariomycetes; Sordariales; Chaetomiaceae. Bases 9 to 1010 code for a protein of 333 amino acids. The transcript has 2 exons.